Messenger RNA from Pelodiscus sinensis (Chinese soft-shelled turtle), 1940 nucleotides. RefSeq names its product spindle and kinetochore associated complex subunit 2 (gene SKA2). Gene Ontology annotation, molecular function: microtubule binding. Gene Ontology annotation, biological process: chromosome segregation; mitotic cell cycle; cell division. NCBI's taxonomy places the organism in Eukaryota, Metazoa, Chordata, Testudines, Trionychidae. The record is from RefSeq and is a predicted model, not a curated record. Gene Ontology annotation, cellular component: spindle microtubule; outer kinetochore.
UGUUGUGCCAAGAAAAUGGGAGAUGCCAGGAAUCGGACUGUUUUCCAUAACAUGGAAAGGGAGGGGCACAGAGAGGUGGGAUGCAAUACUGAAAGUGACCAGCAGGACUCUGGCUCCACCAUUUUGCCUGUCACCAGACCAGACAAUGAAAACAAGCUUUUGUUCCAGUUUCAGAAGGCAGAAUCUGAUCUGGAUUACAUUCAACACAAAUUGGAAUUUGAAAUAAUGAAAAAUCUUCCUGAUAAUCCAUCAGCAGAGGAAAAUCCAGUGAUUCUAUUAAAGGAACUCUCAGUGAUGAAGUCACGUUAUAGAAUGUUAUGUGCACAGCUGAAAGAAAUUUCCAUAGAGCAAAGAGAAUCUAUAAGCUGUAUUCAUGCUACUCUAGAAAACACUAUGAAGAUGGUACAAGCACUACAGCAACAUGCUGAUCUUGAGCUUUCACCUCUGUCUGAAGAAGAACAGACUGCAGCACAACAGUUAGCAUGUAAAAUUGUUAAAGGAACAGAGCCACCAGUGGAAGAGCCACUUUGUUCACUGCCUACAGUUCCUGUUCCAGAUAGGGAAUCACAGUUCAAACCAGUGACUAAGGAGAUGUUUAUGGCUGUACCAAGGACUAUCAGAAGCACUGAUAAAUUAGUGGACCUGAAUAGCUUUUACAGGGAACUGUUUAACUACUUUGUUCUAAAUAAGAACAGCGCACCAUUGAGUGUUGCACAGAUGAGCAAGAUGAAUAUGAAAGCCACCAAUUCCAGCCUAAAAAUCUUGAAAGAACUUUCCAUUGUAGAAAUUGACAAACAAGGGAAUGUAAGGUUAAUUGUGUAAAUUUAAGCCUAAAUGAUCUAAUCCUAUUUUGAUACAAGGAAUUUGGGUGCAGCUCUUUGCAUAUUGGUAGGCAAAUAUUUCUCUUUUACAGUCUGUGAAAACGUGUUAAUGUAUCUGGUUUAGUAUUCUUUUUGUCAUACACAAUUAUGAAUUAAAAGCAUACAAGUUUUAUAAACUUUGUUUUAUAGGAUUUGUAGGAAAUAGUGGCCAGAAUCAUGUUUUUUAACUCAAUGUUUCAGUCAUUUGUUUUCCUGUGUGGCGAUUAAAUGCAUUUAGCCAAAAACAUUAACUUCUACUUGGCUUUACUCAGGAAUUCAAGUAUGCUGUAAAAGUUUUACUACUUGCCAUAUAUUCCCCAUCAGUGGCCCAGUAUAGGUGCCCCCUUUCACGCUUCUGGUUCCUCACCUGUUCCCAUCCUGAGUGGAGAAAUAUCUCACUUCCUCCUGACACAGGUAUUUCCAGACUGCACAAUUCCCUGCCUAUACUAUAAAUUCCCCUGCAAGGCCAACUGUUGCUUUGCCUUCUCUUCAAAGACUAUAUAUUGAUUGCCCACAGUUAAGUUACCACACAGCUCUUUCUAAGCAAGUACAUUAAGGUAAAAGCAUUAUAGAGAAAACAUAUUAAUACAAUAAAAGAACCUACACAGACACUGAUAUGUUUACCAGGGCGUACUUCUAUGCCAACAAGGGCUGAAGCAGGUGAUCAGUCCUUCAAACUUGGUUAUAAGUUCAUAUCCAUAGAGGUUAGGAACAAGCACACUGAGGAGUCUGAAUCUCUUCUUUAUUUGGCUUGGCCCUUGGAUCUUAGAUAGUGAAUAGGUGAUCAGUAAGACAAAGGCUUUCUCCUCCAGGUGUAACUUUAUAAGGAUGGGUCAGAAGAUAGACAAUUUGCAUUCUCUUCCUUCCAGUUUUCUCCAAAGAAACCUACUUGGCUGUCUACAUAUUCACUUUGUUUUAGAUAGCCCUUUGAAGCUGAUAGCACUUUCCAGGGUUUACAUUAAUCACUUAAUCAGGUUUCCUCCCUCAAGGUGCUGCAUAUGAUUUCACAAUAACAUAUAUAUUUGUAAUACAGUGAAUUCCUAAAACGCUGACACUUAAUUCAAUAAAGGUUGUAUAGAA